Aedes albopictus (Asian tiger mosquito) is the source of this 1325-nucleotide messenger RNA. RefSeq lists its product as uncharacterized. The record is from RefSeq and is a predicted model, not a curated record. NCBI's taxonomy places the organism in Eukaryota, Metazoa, Arthropoda, Insecta, Diptera, Culicidae. The transcript is spliced from 2 exons. The coding region runs from base 133 to 1323 and encodes 396 amino acids.
GUGCUGCUUGCAUCGUAUCGCCAGCCACCUCACUAACAACUGCGCAUCGAAGUAGUUUGGACGUAGAAAAUUUCCGCUCUGUGAGAAACGACGACAAACGGACAAAUUUUUCGUUCUGUUCAAGAAAUCAAAAUGUCCAAAUCUGGUUCAAGCGCGAAUUCUGCGGCGUCGAUGCUCGGCGGGGAAGUUUUGGAAAUCGAACAAUGUCUGUUUCCGGUGCCGGAGGAGUUUUUCAUGAAAAGCCCCCCGAAGGCGGAAGAGUGCAUUUCGGUGGCAUUUAGUGACUCGCUGGGGGAAAUUCCGCGAGUUCCGUCGUACACCAGGCUGGAGGACCUGCUGCGCCAGGGGUUCUCGUCGGAGGUCAUCGACAAGUUGUGCUUCAACGAGAUGCUGCUGAUAAGUGCCGGCAACGAUGAAACCGUCGUCGGUGGACUGGCCGUACAGGUGGAAACCAUCGCCGACGAGGUGGUGGCCGUUUUCUGCAGCUCGCAUUUCGCCAUGGGUGAGGAUAGGACGGCUCGUUGUGAACUGCUGGCCUUGACCGAUAAACAAUUUAACCCAUUUCAGGAGCGAAAGUGUGAAACGGUUCUGGCGGGCGAUUUCAAACAGGAAAAGCAACUGCAGUUGUACUUUGAAGAAGAUCAAAGCGUGACUGCCUAUCGCCAGGAAACGGUAGCCGACAAGUGCGAGAGCUUCGAAGGCACUCUCAACGCCGGUGAAGACGGCCUUCUGGUCCCGGAUGGUUUGAACAUUCUAUUCAUGCGAUAUUUGGUCUACACGGGUUUCAUUGGAGAAAUUCACACGCGCACAAUCGACAUAGCAGGUCGCAUCGGACAUUCCCUGUAUCACAUUUCCCCGGGUGCACCACACGAAAUUGACGGUGAUCUCCAGAGUACAAUGCAAGUAAUUCGCACUAUAUUCUACUCGGACACGGACGAGCCGGAAAUCAGUACCAGCCUCUACCUCUCGUCUGGCCAUUUGCUGCGACAUUCGUGGAAUAACUCGAACUAUUGCAUCGUGCUCAACCCAAGAGAAACGAUCUCAGAAUUCCCCAUCGACGUAGAAGAUCUUUGUACCACAAUGCGUAUUUAUCUGGAAGAACUGGCCAAAUUGCUGGAAGGUGCUCCCCAGGAACCAUCUUCCAGGUGUUCCAUUACAAUGCAGAAGCCAUCGCAAAUCGUGCGAGCGGUGCUUUCGGAAAUUUUACGGGAUGCCACAGAAAAGGCUGCAGCCGUGUCUCGACGGCCCUCCGAAUGUUCCAUAUCGUCUGCGGCUAUUCGGGAUGUAUUGGUAGAUUUAAUAAAUCAUAUGUCUAUAAUGUAGCA